AAAGUGUUGGCGCGUGAUGAUGACAACAUAGAUGUCAUAUGUGGCUUAUCCCGAGCUAACAUGCUUCUGUUAGGGCUGUGAACUUGAAAUUUCAGUCAUGGCUAUGCACCGCCUCAGUCUGCUGCGGCCUCUGCUCUGUCAGUCCCUGGUGGUCCGGUCUCCCCUCGUGGUCACCUCCAGGGUCAGUGCACCACUUCUGUACCCCAACACCCCCACCUCCUACCCUGCUGCAUGCACCAGGCUCUAUGCCACCAAGAAGGCAAAAGCCAAGGCAAAAGGCCAGUCAGCUAAAGUGAAUAUUAAUUCAGCUCUGGUGGAAGACAUCAUCAGUCUGGAUGAAUUGAAGGAGGAGAUGACCGCUGUUCUCAAUAAGCUCAAAGAUGACUUCACACGCAACCUCAGCAUCCGAACCCAGUCAGGAGCUCUGGAUCACAUUGUGGUGACGACACAAGAUGGCAAGUUCCCUCUCAACCAGCUGGGACAGGUCUCCAUGAAAUCCCCUCAGCUCAUUAUGAUCAACAUGAGCAGCUUUCCAGAGGAUACAGCUGCCGCUGCCCGUGCCCUGAGAGAGAGUAGCAUGAACCUUAACCCAGAGGUGGACGGGACAAUCAUCAAGGUGCCCGUUCCCAAAGUAACACGAGACCACAGGGAGAACCUCGCCAAGCUGGCAAAACAGUUCGGCAACAAGGCUAAAGAAUCACUGAGGAAGGUGCGAUCUAACGCUGUCACACAAGUCAAAAAGACCAAGGAUGCACAAUCGGAGGACACCUUACGUCUUGUGGAGAAACAGAUUCAGCAGAUGGCGGACAACAUGGCGUUGGACAUCGACAAACAGCUUGCAGCCAAGACCAAGGAGCUGCUCGGCUGACUGUGACGAUUAAAAGGUCUUAUUUUGGUUAUUUUGGUUAUAGCUGAACUUCAACUGGACUCAUUCAUAUCUGGUUAAUAAUACACUCACUAGCAUUGGGGAGAUGCAUCGCUGCUGGGGGAUAUCUGGGUUUAACCGUCAGUGCACAAACAGAAAUUGGUACGGAUACAACAACGACAGACUGCCGGUCACAUCCCUCCUCCCUUGUUACUCUUCCUGUCUUCAAACAAACACCGACGAGGGACGAAUGGACUUUUAAUGGGAUUUGCGGGCCUCCUCCUAAUCAAACUCUUUGCCACAAGGGCUGUCUGUUUACAUAAAACAAGCGCACCCGUCUGAAUGUAAACUGGUUGCGGCUUUGUCUUGGUGGCAAGAGCGAGAGAAAAGGGGAGAGACGGUUUGUUCCAGAGACGCAGGAUAUGAUUAGCAUGUUGCCAAACAUUUGUUUCGCAUUGAUUCAAAGUCGGUUCAAAAAUAAACUUGAGAGAAACAACAACUUUAAUUUCUGCCAUCGUCUAGGAUUGAUAAUACGGCUACUCAACCGACAAUAACGUCGGAAAAGUAACAUUAUUGAUGGGCUCCAUUAAAGAAAAUCUACUUUGUA
Messenger RNA from Trematomus bernacchii (emerald rockcod), 1472 nucleotides. RefSeq names its product mitochondrial ribosome recycling factor (gene mrrf). Gene Ontology annotation, cellular component: mitochondrion. NCBI's taxonomy places the organism in Eukaryota, Metazoa, Chordata, Actinopteri, Perciformes, Nototheniidae. The record is from RefSeq and is a predicted model, not a curated record. Gene Ontology annotation, molecular function: ribosomal large subunit binding. Bases 98 to 868 code for a protein of 256 amino acids. Gene Ontology annotation, biological process: translation. The transcript is spliced from 7 exons.